Molecule: messenger RNA, 563 nt
Organism: Eurytemora carolleeae
Lineage: Eukaryota; Metazoa; Arthropoda; Copepoda; Calanoida; Temoridae
Exons: 6
Coding region: 108-563 (151 amino acids)
Source: RefSeq, a predicted model, not a curated record
UUGACUGGUAUGCUUUAUCUGCUGAAAAUAGAAGAUAUAAUUUCACUCUUGGAUUUCAGAAGGCAGAAGAGCUGGCUGGUAUCUACCCCCUGCUAGAAGUGGAUGAUAUGGUCAGGUUUGUGAAACCGGACUGGAAGUGUGUGUUCACCUACGUUCAGAGCUUCUAUAGGAGGUUUCGAGAUGGAAGAUCUCCUUCUCCCCGACCCUCUACACCUUCCACAACUAAACUCUCAGAGGUGGCUCAGGCAGUUGCAGCAGAGGGAGAUUGUCAGAAAAAGGGUGAAAAAGAUGAGCGGAAUGUGACAAAGAAAUUAGCACAAGCCGGGCCAAAGUUUGCAGAAAAAGACCAGGCCAAACCUAGACCUCCGCCUUUGAUGAUUAAAAAGUCGACAAGUCCGAGUUCGAUAACUUCAAGCAUACAGUCCCCAGGGACAUCGACAUCGUCAAGAAUUCAGUCGCCGGGGACGCCCAGCUGGGUUAGAACGACCAGCCCUGUCUCUUCUGGUUCCCCAAAAUGGAUAAAAUCAUCUACCGAGGAAUUUUUUCGAUUUUUGAAAAUAUAA